UAGUAGCAAAGAAAGGCUCAUCAUUCGGAACAUAUAAUCCACGUUCAGUUACUACAACCAUUGUUUCUUCUUCCACCUCAAAACUUGGGAAGGGGAUAACAAUCAUCAACUCAAUUAAUCACACAAUAUAAUAAUGUCUUCAGAUCUCUCUGUCAUUCUACCUCGUGUUGUAAUUGUUUCUAGACGAACGGUUCGCAAAAACAAAUUCGUUGAUUUUGUGGGUGAAUAUCACCUUGAUCUAAUAGUAGAAUAUGGCGCUGUACCGAUCAUUGUUCCUCGUGUUUCUGGGGUCCAUAUGUUGUUGGAUAGUUUUGAGCCAAUCCAUGGAGUGCUUCUUUGUGAAGGAGAAGACAUUGAUCCUAGUUGGUACGAACAAGACACCUCAGGUCUUUCCCAAGAGGAAUUGGAAGAAAUAAGAAAGCUUCAUGCUAGUGAUACAGCCAUUGAUAGAGAGAAAGAUUCAAUUGAGUUGAGCCUUGCCAAGCUUUGCCUUGAAAGGAACAUUCCCUUCCUAGGAAUAUGUAGGGGAUCACAGGUCCUAAAUGUGGCAUGUGGGGGUACUUUAUACCAAGACAUAGAGAAAGAGCUUUCAAAAAAUUGCCUAGAGAGCCAAAGAGUUAUGCACAUGAACUAUGAUGAUUAUGAUGGGCAUAGGCAUGAGGUGGCAGUGGUUGAAAACACCCCUUUGCAUCAUUGGUUCAAAGAAUCAUUGGUUGAAGGGAAAAAUGAUAUUUGGGUUAAUAGUUAUCACCAUCAAGGGGUUAAGAGAUUGGCACAACGUUUUGUCCCAAUGGCAUUUUCCUGUGAUGGUUUGAUUGAAGGAUUUUAUGACCCAGAUGCUUAUAAUCCAGAAGAGGGUAAAUUUAUCAUGGGAUUGCAGUUUCACCCUGAGCGUAUGAGGAAGCCUGAUUCAGAUGAAUUUGAUUAUCCAGGAUGCCCUUUUGCUUAUAAGGAAUUUGUGAAGGCAGUUAUUGCUUAUCAGAAGAAGCUGAUUAACUCAACACCUGUUGAAAAGCCUUUGAAGCUUAAUAAGGAAAUGGAAAACAAGAGGAAAAUUAUAGUUCGCAGUUUCUCACUUGCAAAAAAUCUUUACAAUGCUGGCCAGGGAAUGAACCCCUCCAAAGAACUUGAACCUGGGGCACAAUUUCUCGAGUCAAAUACAGCCUUGAGUGUGCAGCAAGAAAAUAGGUUAAAGCAAAUGGGUGCAACAGUUAGGAAUGCAGGGUCAUACAUACAGAGACUGAAGCUGAAUGAGGAGAGAGAGAAAAUGGCAAGAAAUGUAAUGGGGAAAAUGUCAGUGGAACAAUUAUCUGAGCUAUUGUCUUUCUAUCACACUAUGGGGCAGAUUUGUUCAGAAGUGCUAGAGAGAAAGAUGCAGGAUAUUGUCAAUGAGCUUGCUUCAUAAUUUGUUUCAUAUUCUUAACUUUUUGUAAUUUUUUGAGGACCAUGUAGUAUUUGUUGCAAUUUGAUGGUCUACAUUGUAUCAUACAAUCAUCUAGUUCUUGUUGAGGUAUUGUAAGGUGGAUUUGAUCCAUAAAACACAAUAAAGGUUUUUUUUUUAACUCAACACAAUAGAGGUUCAUCAC
Molecule: messenger RNA, 1586 nt
Organism: Lotus japonicus
Lineage: Eukaryota; Viridiplantae; Streptophyta; Magnoliopsida; Fabales; Fabaceae
Product: putative glutamine amidotransferase GAT1_2.1
Exons: 4
Coding region: 134-1405 (423 amino acids)
Cellular component (GO): cytosol
Molecular function (GO): hydrolase activity, acting on carbon-nitrogen (but not peptide) bonds, in linear amides
Source: RefSeq, a predicted model, not a curated record